Messenger RNA from Apis mellifera (honey bee), 1153 nucleotides. RefSeq names its product diphthine methyl ester synthase (gene Dph5). Gene Ontology annotation, molecular function: diphthine synthase activity. The transcript is spliced from 4 exons. The coding region runs from base 198 to 1025 and encodes 275 amino acids. The record is from RefSeq and is a predicted model, not a curated record. Lineage: Eukaryota; Metazoa; Arthropoda; Insecta; Hymenoptera; Apidae. Gene Ontology annotation, biological process: protein histidyl modification to diphthamide.
UUUAUUUAUAUCCGAUAACUAGAUUCUAACGUAAAACGAAUCUAACUCUUUACUUCUAUUGACUUCUGUUGACUUUUAUAUAUUUUAAUUUAUCGUUUAUUUAUCCAAGUAAUUGUCAAUACAAAUUUUUAUAGUUUAAUCUUAAUUGUUUGAUUGAUCAUUACCUAUUGUGAACAAAAUUUAAAAUUUUGUAUAAAAUGUUACACGUGAUUGGAUUAGGCCUUGGCGAUGCAACAGAUAUAACUGUAAAAGGUCUUGAAAUUAUUCGAAUGAGCGAUCGUGUCUAUUUAGAAUCAUACACAUCAAUUUUGUCUAUCGAUUUGAAGGAUUUGGAACGAUUUUACGGAUGUUCGAUACUUGAGGCGGAUAGAGAAUUAGUGGAAAAUAACGCUGACGAAAUAUUGCCAAAGGACGAGAAGGAAAAUGUUGCUUUUCUAGUUGUGGGUGAUCCAUUUGGUGCUACUACACAUUCCGAUCUAAUUUUAAGAGCUCGGGCAAAAAAUAUAAAGGUAAAAGUUAUUCACAAUUGUUCCAUAUUAACUGCAAUAGGAUGUUCCGGUUUACAAUUGUAUCGUUUCGGAGAAACUGUUUCUAUUCCUUAUUGGAGCAUAGAUUGGCAACCGAAUAGUUUCUACGAUAAAAUAAUCUCCAAUAGAAGAAGAGAUCUUCACACGUUAUGUUUAUUGGAUAUUAAAAUAAAAGAACCUACUAUAGAGAGUAUUAGCAAAAAGAAAAGAGAAUAUAUGCCAACGCGAUUUAUGAGCGUGUCGGAAGCUGUUACUCAACUGUUAAAAAUUAUGGAGGAAAAAAUGGAAGAAAAUAAGGAGGAAAUGGUUUUAUUAAAUAAAUCCAGCCUUGCGAUUGGUUUAGCUCGUAUAGGUUGGGACAAUCAACGUAUCGUUGCUUGUUCUCUUGAAAAAAUGGCUUCUACCGAUUUGGGUCCUCCUCUUCAUUCUUUGAUCAUUCCUGCUACAAACUUACAUCCUCUCGAAUCAGAAUUUAUGUCUCUAUAUAUGUACGAAUAAGAGUUUUCAAAUAUUGCAUUAAAACGGAUGAAAACAUUUCGUCGUCAAAAAGUUGAAGAGUUAAUUAUGUAUUACUCUGUAUAAAAUUAAUAUUGGAAUAUGAAUUGCUACGAUAAUAAAAAAAAAAA